Molecule: messenger RNA, 429 nt
Organism: Parascedosporium putredinis
Lineage: Eukaryota; Fungi; Ascomycota; Sordariomycetes; Microascales; Microascaceae
Source: the annotation of a GenBank genome assembly
AUGACUUCCCUCCUCAAUACCACUGCGGCCCUCCGGCAUGCUACCCCCAUCCCCGCGGGCGUCACCCUCGAGCAGGCCAUCGCCAGCGUGCAGAAUCACGAAGGCUUCAUAAAAUUGACGGAUCGCGUCCACGCUCUUCCGGCUGGUCUCUGGGACUCAGACGUGGUGAGCACCUAUGAGUUUACGGAUUUGGAGAAGGGCAUGUUUGUGAGGCUAAGAAGCCCAUUGAGCGUCAUGAUGGAAACUGUGUGGGAGGUGAGAGAAGUGGAAGGAAGCCCUGGUGCCUUGGAGCUGGUAGAGGAGGUCAAUAUCUCGUGCUCGCGGCUCUUGGUAGGCGUCAUUAAAGGGCAGUGUGAAGGCAACUGGAAGGGCAUCCACGAGAAGAUGGUCGCGCUGAUGGAGGGCAAAGAUGUGGUCAAGGAUGCCUAG